Puccinia graminis f. sp. tritici CRL 75-36-700-3 is the source of this 303-nucleotide messenger RNA. RefSeq lists its product as uncharacterized. Lineage: Eukaryota; Fungi; Basidiomycota; Pucciniomycetes; Pucciniales; Pucciniaceae. The transcript is spliced from 2 exons. The record is from RefSeq and is a predicted model, not a curated record. The coding region runs from base 1 to 303 and encodes 100 amino acids.
AUGGCUUUCCAAUUGUGGCAAACCUAUAAACAUCUCAUCUUCAGGACCCAUUAUCCAAACCACAUUUGGGCUUGUGAUGGUCACAAACAAUUAAAGAGUUUUGGUAUGAUGGGCUAUGGAUUCCUUGGGGCCUGGUCUUGCCAAUUUCUAGGCCUCCACCUCCAUGUGACAAAUAACGCCCCUCAGCACCUUGGAAUAACAUCCUUCAUGGCCUCCAUCGGAGGGAUCAAUGUUGAUGCUGCAUCUCCAUUGACAGUGACCCUAUUUUUGUCCACUGUGCAAGAACUCUUCAGGUCACCAUGA